UGUAAAAUAAAAUUUUCAAAAUUUAUUUGUCAAUCGGAUAUUUUCCAGUUAAAAAUAAUGCAUUUCCUUUUCAUGUGCUUAUGCCUUAUUUAUUGCAUAGGAAAGCCAGUAUUAUGUUCAACUCUGUCCACAAUAUAUGAAGACGAUUUUAUGCCAGUCAAAUUACAAAUGUUCAAUUGUUUACUUGUAGCUUAUAAAAUGGGUCAAGAAGACUAUAAUAAAAUUCCUGAAGAUAUACAUAAUAUAUUAGAUAGUUUUAAAGAUAUUAUUGAUAAUAAUGAAUGGAAUUUUGAUGGAUGCUCUGAAGAGUAUUUUAACCUCAUUAAAACAUUAGAUAUAUUCAAGAAAAAAAAAGAAAAAAAAUUAAAAAUAGUUAUUAAUAAAUGUCUUCGGCAAUUUUACAAAGAUCUACGUCCUCUUGAGGAUGUUCAGUCGACAAAUUGUUGCAAAAAUUGUUGCUAAAAUUUAUAAAAAUUCAAAUAAAUCACUUUAUUAAUUUGAAAAUAUAUUAAUAAUGUUAAUAUAAAACAUAUAGUUUGUUAUUACACAAAUACUGUUACAAUAAAAAUUUCUAUAUGAGCAAAAUUUUUCAUAAUAAAAAUAAAU
Molecule: messenger RNA, 606 nt
Organism: Daktulosphaira vitifoliae (grape phylloxera)
Lineage: Eukaryota; Metazoa; Arthropoda; Insecta; Hemiptera; Phylloxeridae
Exons: 6
Coding region: 58-462 (134 amino acids)
Source: RefSeq, a predicted model, not a curated record